Clupea harengus (Atlantic herring) is the source of this 2058-nucleotide messenger RNA. RefSeq names its product perlucin-like protein. The record is from RefSeq and is a predicted model, not a curated record. NCBI's taxonomy places the organism in Eukaryota, Metazoa, Chordata, Actinopteri, Clupeiformes, Clupeidae.
UCUGGCGCAAUUCCAGUGACCAUGGACGAUUACCAACGUUUCCUCUAACAUCAUAGAACGUUGAUUCCUAAUGCCGUCUCAUCACCACACCUGUAGUAUUAACCUGAAUGCUUCAUAAUGUGUUGCAGAUACAGAACAGAUGAGGUGGAGGUCACCUGGAGAGACUGACAACUGCAUUUCAGCUAUGAAAAAGCAAGCAGCUGUGAAAAAGAGGACGUUUGCCACAGGAAAUGUGAUCUGACAGAAUUGCUAGGCUGAGGUUUUCACCACUGUGAUGUUAUACUGGCAUAAAUGUCUGUUUUUGAAAAAGGGCUUUCAUGUGUCUGUUUUUUUUUUCAAAUGAACUUGACAGCUGUUGGAGAAUGAAUGAAUUAAGUACUCAAUACCAUUAAUGUCAUGACGGGGGAAAAGGUUUUACAUAUAAAAGCUUCUUGAGAAAGUUUUUCCCACUUCAGACCCCAUCUACAAAUCCAGUAUGGCAAGGCACUAAGAGCCAACUCUUCAUUGUGAAAUUUUAUAUUGUAGCAUUCGAGUGUCCGAUCAAGGUGUCAUGGUGACACCCAAUUUAAAUGACUUCAAAGACCUGUUUGUAGCUAGAUGUACGAUCAGAGACAUUGCCAGCAGGGUGUACCACUGAAGAUAAAACCUUGACAUUACCAAGUUAUUUCAGACACAGGAAGUGUUUGUUAGAAUUUUCACACUUCUGCUAUCGUCUUCAACUCACUCCCUCUUCAUAACCAUAAGCUGCAGCUUCACAGAACCCUCAUCACUGCUCGGCACAACAGCAGAUAAAGAUGUCUGAAGAGAUUGUCUACUCUGCGGUAAAGUUAAAGGGUAAUAGUAGAGAGUCAGAGAACACAGGAACUAGAGAGCAUGGGAAAGGAAAGGAACAUAUUGGUGAUGUUGAAUACGGUGCUGUCACCUUCAGAAGAAAUGAAAUGCAUAAUCAAAAACAACAUCCAACAGGGUGUCGCAACUAUUUCAGGCUAGCUGGUGGCGCUCUCUUUAUUCUGCUUAUAUGUGCGGCCGUAGUUCUAUUCAUAAUGUUUUCAGGCUCUUCUGGAGGUCAGUGCUCUGAUGGCUGGGAGUCCUUUAGUGGCAGUUGUUAUUACUUCCCUCAUGAUGCAUUGAACUGGACUGCAAGUAGAAAUCAAUGCAUGUCAGUUGGUGGGCAUCUGGUGAUCAUAGACAGGAAAGAGGAACAGAUCUACAUCACACAGAAAAUAAACAAAUCAGAGAAUGACUUUUGGAUCGGUUUGACCGAUUCUGAGAAAGAGGGCCAGUGGAAGUGGGUGGACAACACUGAUCUCAAACUCAAGUUCUGGCAUAAAGCCCAACCAAACAACUCAAAAGGGUUUGGCAACCAUACCACUGGAGAGGACUGUGGCAUAGUGAGACACGUGACACGCAGUGAGCGCAACUGGUUUGAUGAGUAUUGUGGUUCACUUAAUAACAGAAUAUGUGAAGUCUAGUCCAAGCUAACUUAGAAACAUGGAAAGUCCUCAUUCAGGUUGUCUUAUAUGUGGAAUUCUUAAAAAGCAGGAAAUGAUUUUUAAUAUUUGAAUGAUUAAUCAAUUAAAUUCAUUGUUUAUGGAUGGUGAUACAAAGCAUUGUCCAAGAUAAUGAAGUAUUUUAACAUAUAGGCUAUUUACACCUGGCAUUAAAAUGCAUCCUGUAUCCUGAUUGUAUAUAGAUAUGAUUUUAACCUGAUAACCUGUCUUCAGAAACACGUAAUAACGUAUUUCCGCCCACGCAGUUGUUGUAUGUGGAUUGAUAAGAAGUAAAAGAAGGCGGUUACAUGAAAAGAGGGAAGUAUUUUGCCAGAAAGGAUGAAGUAGGGGGGAGAAGACCACCCUUCAUUUUGGCCUUGAAAAGGUAUCAGCGUGAUACUGACAUCCAAGUAUGGACAUCAGUUUGCUGAUAGGAAAGGAAUGAUUGAACUUUCUAGAAGGGGUCUCUUCCAUGCUGGGGUAUAAAGAAUACAGGAUUAGAGGUUGUGCUUGGGAUUCACUAGGCCAUUUUUACAGUUACAGUGCCCUCCACAAUUAUUGGCACCCC